Xenopus laevis (African clawed frog) is the source of this 2386-nucleotide messenger RNA. It is a transcript of the gene cd2.L, whose product is annotated as T-cell surface antigen CD2-like. The record is from RefSeq and is a predicted model, not a curated record. The coding region runs from base 472 to 1593 and encodes 373 amino acids. The transcript is spliced from 5 exons. Lineage: Eukaryota; Metazoa; Chordata; Amphibia; Anura; Pipidae.
GACACUUCUAUUGCUUUGCACCCACUCUCCACCGCCGGCUGCACCCUCCCAAAAACAGGGUCUUCCGGCUCUUCACUCUACUGAUGUCCUUCUGCCUCCACCAUCAUCAUCAUCAUCAUCAUCAUCACCUCUGCAGAUAUUUCUACUAGAGCUCUUGCUACCUGCACCCUCACUACUAUCUCUAUCCAACUCCUUCUACUCACACCAUUAUUACUGGAGAACCUUCUACUUGCACUUUACUACUAACUCUAUCCAAUUCCUUCUACUCACACCAUUCCUACUGGAGUUCCUUCUACUUGUACCUCUACUACUAGUUCUACCAAGCUCCUCCUGCCUACACCAUUCCUUCUACCUUCUACUUGUGCCACCAUAAUUGAUUGUAUCUACUGAAUGUACAAGCCCUAGUAACACCCAGUUAUAGGUCAUUGGUACAACACUAUUGAAUCUCCAGGUAUUUACCUGCCCUACUCUAUGUCCUGCUCACACACACUCACUGCUGAGAUGCUGCUACACGUCUGCUUUGGGCUCUGGAUUCUCCUGAGAACUGGUUGGGCGGCUGAGACUGGCCCCGUGUAUGUGGCCCUGAAUGACCCAGUUCUGCUCAAUAUCCCCGGAUAUCCCAAUGCUGAGAAAGACCAGGUGACCUGGAGAGAUGGGAAUGGAGUCCUAAUGGGUAAAUUCAAGACCUCCUCAGCAUAUGAUCAGACAAUGGGAUGUGAGUGUGAGCUCUUCAGGAACGGCUCCCUGUAUCUCAAGCGAUUGGACACGGUGGGAGACAAGACCUACAGGGUGGAAGUGUUUAACCAGAGUGGAAAACAAAUCUCAUUUUAUUCCAUCACCGUCACCUUGAUCAAGAGUGUGGCCGCCCCGGUGCUGAGUUACACGUGUGGUGGGAAACAAAUAAGACUUCGCUGUGAGGUGAGUGAAGAGGAUAACCCGGACGAGAUGAAGAUGAUGUGGAACAACUCGCUGCUCAUCCAAAGCACCAAAAGCAAAUCUCUUGGGAAAAACGUCUCUCUGGAGUCUCAUGGGAAUGUGACCUGCACCGUCAGGAACCGAGUCAGUGAAAAUACAGACACCAAGUCCAUCAACUGUCACAAAGCAGCAAAUGGAAUGGAAUGGUUUAUGGUGGCAGCCAUUGCUGCAGGGGGCGUGGCUUUCCUCAUCUUCAUCAUCCUCCUCAGUUACUUUGUGAGCAGAUCAAGGUGCCAGAAUCCCAGGAUAUGUGAGUUUGACGACUCUGUUUCCUACGAGAACAAUAUUUCUUUGCAGGAGCAACAACUCCCAGACCCCCCCAGCCUGCCGGACACACAGACACUGAUCCAGCCUCCAGCACAGACUCAAAGCCACAGCCCAGGGACAAAACCUUCAGCUCCCAAGGGCCACCCCAAAAUCCACGACCAAAAGCCAUCUAAGAAGGGAGCCCGUUGCAAACAAAAUGGGGCCACAGUAGAGAAACAGGCCCCCCAACAUCAGAAGCAACAGAAUUUGUCUAAGUCUGAAAGGAAUCCAAGUUCUACCAACGUCCCCAGCACCCACCCACCCAGACCCCAACCUCGUAUUAAAUCACGGCCGGCCCACCAGCACCAGUAACAAUGAUGGUCUGAGAUUAGUGGCCCCCAGUCAGGCCCUCCAGCAACACACACACAAUAUAAAUAUGUUGGGAAUAAAGGCCGGACAGGGAGGGACUGGAGAAGCUUCACGGCCCCACAAGUCACACAUGGUGGAAUCCAUAGAACAUGGAAACUGAGUUGGGGGAGAUGUGGGGGGCCCCAUGGACCUAGACUCAGAUUGGGGCUUAUGGCACCCCCCUUCCCAACUUAACCAGAUCCCCCAUCAGCAGGGCCGUGUGGUGGUGCAGAAACAAGGGGGGACAAUUAGAAGCAAAUAUAUAUUUAUGUCUGUCUGUGUCGAUCGCGUCACUCGAAGGGAAAGUCACCCCAAUGUGUCAAAUGGUCAAAACUGACAAUAAUAUGGCAGGUCACAUUGUCCCUUGUCAGAUGUUGUGGGACUGAUGGGGUUAAGUAGCAAAUGAAAUAUUACAAGUUGUCUAAUGUAUUAAGCUAAUACUUUCUUUAAUUUCUCCACUAGAGGGUGAGUGUGAGUAUGAGUAUGAGUGUGAGUAUGAGUGUGAGUGAAAGUGAUUUGCUCUGUGUGUUAGUGCCAACACCUGACACUAUAAAGCCUCACACACAUUUAUAUAGUUAAUAAAGUACUAGAAGGAGGGACAUCCCAUGGGCUGUUUCCAACCCCAAUGCCGCCCCCCUAUCCCACUCCGCACUUAAAGGUUUAUCAUGUGAGCAGGUCAAAGGGGUUAACAAAACAGAGCAGAGCCCAAUUUCUGGUUUAAAAAAUGGAAAUUUAAAGAUACAGGAGGCAGCUUUUU